Bufo bufo (common toad) is the source of this 2613-nucleotide messenger RNA. RefSeq names its product cortactin (gene CTTN). Gene Ontology annotation, cellular component: cortical actin cytoskeleton; focal adhesion; site of polarized growth. Gene Ontology annotation, molecular function: actin filament binding. Lineage: Eukaryota; Metazoa; Chordata; Amphibia; Anura; Bufonidae. The record is from RefSeq and is a predicted model, not a curated record. Bases 95 to 1828 code for a protein of 577 amino acids. The transcript has 18 exons. Gene Ontology annotation, biological process: regulation of actin filament polymerization.
GGUGACGUCAGAUCGGGAGAGACAGGAAGCGGGAUACCGACACCCAGAGCCCUCCUUCCUCAGAGUCCAGAGCGGAGCCGCGACCGGGAGCAGGAUGUGGAAAUCUGCAGCCGGACAUUCUCUUUCCAUUUCUGUGGAUGAUGGAGACGAUUGGGACACAGAUCCUGACUUUGUGAACGACCUCAGUGAGAAGGAACAGAGAUGGGGAGCAAAAACCGUCGAAGGAUCUGGGCACCAGGAGCACAUCAACAUCCAUACAUUGAGGGAAAAUGUCUCCCAAGAGCAUCACUCCCAGAGGCAACAAGAGCAGGACGAAGGCCCCAAAGCCUCUCACGGUUAUGGAGGAAAGUUUGGUGUGGAGCAGGACCGCAUGGACAAGUCUGCUGUGGGGCAUGAAUACCAGACAAAGUUGUCCAAGCACUGCUCCCAGUCGGAUUCGGUGAAGGGCUUUGGAGGGAAGUUUGGCGUUCAGACAGAUCGUGUGGAUAAGUCGGCCGUGAACUUUGAAUACCAAGGGAAGACUGAGAAACACGCGUCCCAGAAAGAUUACUCCAGUGGCUUCGGGGGCAAAUAUGGAGUUCAAGCGGACCGCGUGGACAAGAGCGCCCUCGGCUUUGACUACAAGGGCAAAACGGAGAAACAUGAAUCCCAGAAAGAUUAUUCCACUGGCUUUGGUGGGAAAUUCGGAGUCCAGGCAGACCGUGUGGAUAAGAGCGCUGUAGGAUUCGAUUACCAAGGAAAGACUGAGAAACACGAGUCCCAGAAAGAUUAUUCCAAAGGUUUCGGUGGUAAAUACGGCGUGGAUAAAGACAACGUAGACAAAAGCGCUGUGGGGUAUGAGUAUCAAAGCAAGACCGAAAAGCACGAAUCCCAGAAAGAUUAUUCCAAAGGUUUCGGUGGUAAAUACGGCGUGGAUAAAGACAACGUAGACAAAAGCGCUGUGGGGUAUGAGUAUCAAAGCAAGACCGAAAAGCACGAAUCCCAGAAAGACUAUGUGAAAGGGUUUGGAGGAAAGUUUGGUGUACAGACAGACAGACAAGACAAGUGUGCGCUUGGCUGGGAUCACCAAGAGAAACUACAGCUCCACGAAUCCCAAAAAGAUUAUUCCAAGGGAUUCGGUGGAAAGUAUGGAGUGCAGAAGGAUCGGAUGGACAAGGCUGCUGCUACCUUUGAGGACGUGGAGAAAGUGGCUCCAAGUUAUCAGAGGACACGGCCGGUGGAAGCCGAGGGUAACAAAGCCAGCAGCAUACGGGCAAACUUUGAAAACCUGGCCAAGGAUAAGGAACUGGAAGACCGGAAGAAGGCAGAGGCCGAGAGAGCACAGAGGAUGGAACGGGAGAAGCGGGAACAGGAUCAGGCGCGAAAACAGCUACAGGAGCAAGAACAGGCCAAACCUGCAUCUCCUCCUGCAUCCCCCAGACCCCGGCUAGUGUCUGAAGAAGCCCCGGCGAGCCCUGUGUAUGAGGAUGCAGCUUCAGCGUAUGAGAAGGAGCCAGCAAGAGCCGAGGCUGUACCAGAGAAUGUGUAUGAGGAGCAGGCGGAUUACCAGGAGGCAGUGAGCCUGAAGGCAGAAACUCCAGACACGGAGGCUGUAUACGAAUCUGCAGAUUACCAAGAUGUUGAGAACACCUACGCAGACUACGAGGGUGACCUGGGCAUCACGGCCAUUGCUUUGUAUGACUAUCAGGCCGCCGGCGAUGACGAGAUUUCCUUUGACCCCGAUGACCUCAUUACAAAUAUCGAGAUGAUUGAUGACGGCUGGUGGAGGGGGCUUUGUAAGGAACAUUAUGGGCUAUUCCCUGCUAAUUACGUGGAACUCCGGCAGUAGAACAAGCCGCCAGUCUUCCCUUUGAGAGGACCCUGCGCUCGGCAGCAGCGGUGGCGCUCCGUUUGGUUAACAGCAGUGGUGCGCUGUCCUGCAAGCUCCUCUCUCUCGAAUUUUGCCAUACGUACCUGAGCUGGAUUCUUACACUACAAAUCAUUGCAUCUCUUUUCUUCCAGUGUUCUGCCGGUGACUGAUUUCCUUUCUCUAUUGUAAUCCUAAGGCUUUUAAUGUGCAGUUAUCUGCUGCAGGCUGGCAAAAUGUAUCUUAAAGGCUGUUAACCCUUUUGCUGCCAGGUGUGCCUUCACUUCAUCGGAAGUUUGACCUAGGCUGAUUAUCGAGCGGUCUCCUAACCAACCCAUCAUAGACGAUGGUGGUUCUGUAUUAAGGGAAGCCAUCUUGAUUUUAAUUCUUGUGUUUUAACCUCCCUUCAUUGUAAGUCAGAACCCCAGGUCUUGUGUGCCAUACGUGUAUCUAGUCAUGGUCGCCGCUCACACCAUCAAGAAAAGUGAUACGGGGCUCCUUUUAAAGUGAAUGCGGAACUCUGCACCAAGAUAAUAUCCUUCAGCUUUCUUCGUCUCCCUUUUCCGGUGAAGUUCACUACACUGACGUUUUUUUUUUUUCUCCAAUAACGCCCGGUUCCUCCAGUAUUACCGUAACGGCAGACCGCAGAGUGACCUCCGGCAGAGGUGUAUUAAAACUGUGAGCCUAUUGCUUUAAGAAAACCUCCAAUAAGGGUCAGAUAUUGGUUUUAUUUGCUUUGAUUUCUUGCAAAGUGGUGCUUCACUUUU